Molecule: messenger RNA, 642 nt
Organism: Lolium perenne
Lineage: Eukaryota; Viridiplantae; Streptophyta; Magnoliopsida; Poales; Poaceae
Source: RefSeq, a predicted model, not a curated record
AUGACGAAGAACAGCAGCCUCCAACCUCCUCCGGCAAGGGCCAGGGCCAUCCGCACCGGUGGCACCCGCUCUAGGUGGCCUCUGGUCGCCCGCGACGAGGAGGCGGCGGGCCGAUGCGCCAGAAACUCCUUCCUGGACGGCAUCCUCCGCGUCGUCGCCUCCAAGCCAGGAGCUUCCUCCUCCGCCACCAGGUCGCGCCGGGCCCAGAUCGAGCCCGCCCAGAUCUCCCACCUCCGCACCGGCGUGCCCGAGGGUGGCCUCUGCUCGCCCGCGACGAGGAGGCAGCCGGCCGAUGCGCCCGGAACUCCUUCCAGGACGGCAUCCUCCGCGCCGUCGCCUCCAAGCCGGGAGCAAUCACCUCCGCCACCAGGCCGCGCCGACGCGCCACCCUGCUCCGACUCCUGCUGCCUUCCACGCCGUGGUCCGGAGCUCCUCCGCGCUCUCCGCCGUGUGCCGGCGAGGCUGACCGAGGUCAGGCGCCGCCCCUCCGCUCCUCCACCUGCGCCGCCCGAGUGGCGUCUCCCUCCCGCGCCAGGGAACCCGCCGGGGCGCGCCGACCCUGCCCGCCGCCUUCGACGGCCGGGCGCGGCCGCCACCGCCGGCGCCGGCAGCGGCCGGGAGGGGAAAAAGGGGGCUUUUUAG